AUGCGGUUCCAGAGCCGAUUCCAGCGGUUCAUGAACCACCGGGCCCCCGCCAAUGGCCGCUACAAGCCAACUUGUUACGAACAUGCGUUCCUCAUUGUUCCGGCCAUUGUGGGCAGUGCCCUCCUUCACCGGCUCGCUGAUGACUGCUGGGAAAAGAUAACAGCUUGGAUUUAUGGAAUGGGCCUCUGCGCCCUCUUCAUCGUUUCCACAGUAUUCCACAUCGUAGCAUGGAAAAGGAGCCACUUAAGGACGGUGGAGCAUUGCUUUCACAUGUGCGACAGGAUGGUCAUCUGUUUCUUCAUUGCUGCGUCCUACGCGCCAUGGUUAAAUCUCCGUGAACUUGGACCCCUGGCGUCUCAUAUGCGUUGGUUUAUCUGGCUCAUGGCAGCUGGAGGAACCAUUUAUGUAUUUCUCUACCAUGAAAAGUAUAAGGUGAUUGAGCUCUUUUUCUAUCUCACAAGGGGCUUUUCUCCUGCCUUGGUGGUAACAUCAAUGGAAAAUUCCCACCCUUGCCCUGACAGAACUUGGAAUCAAGCAGAAAAAUACAGUUCAUAUAAAAUGAGAAGCGGCCAUCAAGUUUUAUGUCUCUGACUGGGGAAGGUGUAGCCUGCUCUGGGAGC
Molecule: messenger RNA, 620 nt
Organism: Dama dama (fallow deer)
Lineage: Eukaryota; Metazoa; Chordata; Mammalia; Artiodactyla; Cervidae
Product: monocyte to macrophage differentiation factor-like
Exons: 1
Coding region: 1-591 (196 amino acids)
Cellular component (GO): membrane
Source: RefSeq, a predicted model, not a curated record